Molecule: messenger RNA, 379 nt
Organism: Anoplophora glabripennis (Asian longhorned beetle)
Lineage: Eukaryota; Metazoa; Arthropoda; Insecta; Coleoptera; Cerambycidae
Product: cuticle protein 19-like
Exons: 1
Cellular component (GO): extracellular matrix
Source: RefSeq, a predicted model, not a curated record
UCCCAUCCGAAAUACGCUUUCAGGUACGGAGUUUCCGACCCGCACACCGGUGAUGUCAAGGCUCAGCAGGAGAGCAGAGAUGGGGACGUGGUGAAAGGCCAGUACUCCCUGGUGGAGCCCGACGGAUCUAUCCGCGUAGUAGACUAUGUUGCCGACCCUGUAAACGGGUUCAAUGCCGUGGUGUCGAAGAGCGCGCCAUCUGUCCACGCGUCGGUCGCACCAGCGGUAGUGAAGCAGGUAGUUCCCUCCGUCUACAAACACGUAGUACCGACGUACGUCAAGCAGGUGGUACCAGUGAUCAAAUCGGCGCCAUUAUUGUCGUCCUUUUACGAUAAGCAGCUGGUGGCUAAGCCUGUUAUAAAAUAUACUUCAGCUCUAG